AUGAGGCUGCGCAAAUAAUAGCCACAUCGGGAAAACUGACGGGAAGCAAUCGGAAUUGGCUGUGAAGAGGGGCUCGCUUACUGUUGGUUCUCAAAUGUCGAACAGGUGGCGACACCGAAACCGCUACCUAUGUGUUACAUCGAGUGAAUGCGAGUGCGUUCGCUUUCACAAAGCUCGUUUCUCGGCAGUUGAGGCGCGAAGACGUCCAAUAGGAUUGUGGCUAGCCCUUCAUCACCACGAACAAGUCGGUUGUGUACUGCGCUUGGAGCAUCCCCAGGUCAAGCAUUCAGAAUCGGAAGCGAUCGUGAUAUGGAGUGUGGCUGAAGAAAUAGAGCUCUCGAUACAUCUGUGGCUCGCUGAUUCCAAUGUCGCCAAGCUAGGUAGGCUUCCUUCAACUCUGAUAUCCAUGGAUCCACCUUACUAUUGGGCUGUGCCUGACGCCCACGCCUCCCAUGUAGGAGUCGACAGGCUACCAACCUCAGCGCGCGUACUAUCAUUGUCGUGAGGGUCGUAAGAAUUGACGAGAAACAAAGCUGAAAGAGGGCCGAAGCCAAGUAGGAGUUUGAAGCGAUGCUCAUUG
Trematosphaeria pertusa is the source of this 580-nucleotide messenger RNA. RefSeq lists its product as uncharacterized. The coding region runs from base 95 to 505 and encodes 136 amino acids. NCBI's taxonomy places the organism in Eukaryota, Fungi, Ascomycota, Dothideomycetes, Pleosporales, Trematosphaeriaceae. The record is from RefSeq and is a predicted model, not a curated record. The transcript has a single exon.